AUGGUAGACGACACGAUUAGUCUGAACGUUGGAGGUAAGAGGUAUACGGUCAGAAGAUCAACGCUUACCGCAGACCCAGACAGUGACCUGGCGGAGAUGUUCAAGGUCGGCGUGAAAAGUGGCCCGAUGACGCCGGCUACCGACAAACUCGGAAAUUGCUACUUGGACUACGACGGCAAGACGUUCCGCUACAUCUUACAGUACUUGCGACACAAGAAAGACAAAAUGGAUGUCAUUAGCGCGCUGCCACUGAGCCCCUGCGAGUUGACCAAGUUAAUCGCCGUUUCAACCUUGCUUAAUUUGGACGAGCUUCGAGAUAUAUCACUUGAAAUGCUGCUGAAGUACAACAGCGAUGAAAGAAGCCACGCCACGGGUUUUCCACUUUUGGCAAACCUUCCGGCGACCGUCUAUGCCGGCUUCGAUCCAACGGCUGAAAGCCUACACCUCGGCCAUCUGGUAGUCAUAUGUGCCAUGCUGCAUCUGCGGGCAGCCGGCUUCGACGUCAUCUUCGUGGUCGGCGGGGGUACGGCGAAGCUUGGAGACCCGACCGGUCGCAACGAGGACCGACUGAUUCUUAGCGACGACCAACUGCUCUAUAACAGCCGGUCGAUCACGAACCAGUUGACGGCGAUCUGUGGUCACUUCGACAGCGAAGUAGAACUUGAGGUUGCGGCGGACGGCGAACCAAGGAAGAGGCCUUUAAACCCGGUGAUCAUUGAAAACAACGAGUCCUGGUUCCAACGGAUAAAUGUGCUCGAAUACUUCGACUGCGUCGGCAGGGCGUUCCGACUGAGACACAUGAUGAGCAAGCAGUGCGUUUCGAACAGAAUGGCGCACGCCGGCAUGUCCUAUGGCGAGUUCAGCUACCAGGUGUUGCAGGCAUACGAUUGGUUGCACCUGUAUCGAACGAGGUCAUGUCUGCUGCAGCUGGGUGGCAACGAUCAGCUGGGCAAUAUUCACUCGGGACGAGACCUGAUCAGGCAUGCGUGCGGCCGACAGGCGUACGGUCUGUUGGUACCGUUGCUUGUAUCAGACAGUGGUCACAAGAUGGGCAAGAGCAGUGGCGAAGUUUCGAUAUGGCUUGACCGGAAGCUGUGCACUCCAUACGCGUUCUUCCAGCAUUUCCUUCGCAUGCCCGAUGCUGAAGUCAGACGCAGCCUCGAGCUGCUCUCGUUCUUUUCUCAACCAGAAGUGGAAAAUAUAGUAAAGGAGCAUUCGCGGUAUCCGGAGCGGCGCCUCGCCCAAUUGAAACUGGCUAGGCAGCUGACUGUAUUGGUACACGGUGCCUCAGGGCUACAGAAGGCCUUAAGAACUACCGAGGUGUUGUUCGAAAAGCCGCACGAUCACCUGUUCGAAAUGGACGACCUCGAAAGACAAACGGUCAUCGACCAACUGCCACAUGCCGACCUGACACCGAAACCGCAUAUGACCGUUGAGGAACUCGCUCUCUCAGCCGGUUGCUUCGACACCGUCGAGGAGGCCGAAGCGGUAAUCAGAAGUGGAGGCUUUUCUGUGAACAAUUUUAGACUUAAGGAUCCGAUGGCCAAAUUGUCACCGGAAGUAAUAAAUGUGGGCAGAAAGUUUUCGUUACUUAGAGUCGGCAAACGUAGUCAUUAUAUUGUAUUGUGGAAAUAAAC
Messenger RNA from Soboliphyme baturini, 1637 nucleotides. The record is from the annotation of a GenBank genome assembly. NCBI's taxonomy places the organism in Eukaryota, Metazoa, Nematoda, Enoplea, Dioctophymatida, Soboliphymatidae.